This is a messenger RNA of Harmonia axyridis, 2777 nucleotides long. RefSeq names its product putative sodium-dependent multivitamin transporter. The transcript is spliced from 10 exons. The record is from RefSeq and is a predicted model, not a curated record. Bases 158 to 1912 code for a protein of 584 amino acids. NCBI's taxonomy places the organism in Eukaryota, Metazoa, Arthropoda, Insecta, Coleoptera, Coccinellidae. Gene Ontology annotation, cellular component: membrane. Gene Ontology annotation, molecular function: symporter activity. Gene Ontology annotation, biological process: sodium ion transport; transmembrane transport.
UUGACUUUGACCAUUCACUCGCAGAUUCUUUUCCAUUCAUUCUUAACGGAAUGUACAAGUGUGACGUACAGUCUAAAUCGAUGAGACCCGGUUUAUUCUUUAACGUCUAUUUUAUUGUUUAUUACCGGUAAAAGAUUGCGUCAUUUGAUUCGAGAAUAUGGACUUAAAACAACCUCUUUUUGGAAUAUGGGAUUAUUUGGUUCUAGUUAUCGUUCUUUUAGUAUCUUCUUUAAUUGGUGUUUAUUACCGUUUUACUGGAGGAAAACAGAAAACAACCAAAGAAUAUUUGCUGGCCGAUAAGAAUAUGCCAUUUCUGCCAGUGGCAUUUUCUCUGAUGGCCUCUUUCAUGUCAGCCAUAACUCUACUGGGCGUCUCAAGUGAAAACUACACUUUCGGCAUACAAUUUGUCGUCAUCAAUUUUUCUUAUGGAAUCUUCACUUGGGUGGCCGCUUAUUACUAUCUGCCUGUUUUUUUUCAACUGCAAGCCACAAGUGCCUACGAGUAUUUGGAGAAAAGAUUCGGUAAAACCACCAGAACUAUAGCUUCGCUCUUGUAUACAUUCCAAAUGGUGCUUUAUAUGGGCAUAGUUCUAUAUGCCCCUGCCAUAGCUCUAGAAGCACUGACGGGUAUCAACAGGGUUUCUGCCAUUUUAUCUGUAGGAUUAGUUUGCAUAUUUUAUUCGACUAUUGGAGGAAUGAAGGCUGUUCUUAUGACUGAUGUUUUUCAAUCGCUACUUAUGUUUGCUGCUGUCAUAAGCGUUAUUGCAUGCGCAGUGAUCGACAAAGGCAGCUUCGCCGAAAUUUGGAGAAUCGCUGAAAAAGGUGGGAGAACGGAAAUAUUGAACUUUGACCCUGACCCAACCGUCAGGCACACUUGGUUCACCCUGAUCAUAGGUGGAGGAGUGACCUUCCUGUCUUUGUACGCUGUCAACCAAACUCAGGUUCAGAGGUAUCUUACAGUCAAGGACUUGAAGACGGCUCAGAAAGCUUUGUGGUGGAAUUGGCCUAUACUGACACUGCUCAGUUUGACCACAUCCUUCUCUGGGCUUGCCAUCUACUCAAAGUACCACUAUUGUGAUCCUGUAACCAUGAAAGUUAUCAAAAGUUCAGACCAGCUUAUGCCACUAUACGUGGUUGACUCUAUGGGCCAUAUACCUGGGUUGUCUGGUUUAUUUGUUGCCGGUAUUUUCAGCGCCUCUCUCUCCACAGUCUCAGCAGCUGUCAACAGCCUGGCGGCUGUAACUGUUGAAGACUACUACAAGCCACUAUAUAAACGUUACUAUGAAUACCCACUUUCAGAGCAGAGAGCACUUAUACAUUCGAAAUUGAUAGCUUUUUUGUAUGGGGGCGUUUGCUUGUUGGUUGCCUUCUUGGCCCAAGUUUUGGGUGGUGUUCUGCAAGCCUCCUUGACUAUUUUCGGAGCUAUUGGAGGUCCUCUCUUGGGUAUAUUCACGUUGGGAAUGUUCACCACUAGGGCGAAUCAAAAGGGAAUUCUUCUGGGUCUUUGCAGUGGCGUAGCUUUAUCGUUAUGGAUGGCCUUCGGUCAGCCUAAACCUCCACCACCGAAGCUACCAGUAUCGGUUGAAGGCUGUGAUAAAUUUUCCUUCUUGAAUGUUAGCACGUCGACAGUCACUUCUACCAAUCCUGAUGACAGUUCCUAUUUUUGGCUGUACAAGGUUUCGUACUUAUACCUCGGCGUUUUUGGACUGAUAUGUACCCUUUUGGUGGGUUACAUCAGCAGCAUGUGUUUCCAGAGGAGUGAUUCAGAGGAGAGGGCUAUUAACAAUCCAGACCUCUUCAUUCCACCUCUAUCCAAGAGGCUUGCGAAGAAGAGGAACAACAAUCUGACUAGAAUAUCUUCUGGUAUUGGCGAUGGUAGUUUCAGAGCCAGGCAUGAUACUCACGUACUUUGAGCACUUCAGAAUUUGGUGUAGUUGACGAUAACAUGGGUAGAUAGUAGGUAUUUGUAUAUACCUCAGCAUGUGUGUGGAUCUCGCAGAGUAUUUUUAUAUUAAUUUCGAUACUUAAAGCAGUCGCGCACUUAUUUUUAUAAAUAAAAAAAAUGUCUUCCAGAAUUGGACCACCUUUAAGUAUUAUCAAUAGAGGCUACAUAAUUUUUUAAUGUUGUUGAAUAUAUCUUGCCUUUUGUCGUUGUUAUAUCAGCGAGAAUGUAACCAAAAAUUUCUUUUAUACCAAAGGUACAUGGCCUUUUUUCAUUCCAAAAAUGAACUGGAAAUUCCUGAUUUGGUAUUGUACCUAUCAAUUUUUUGUUUGGCCAAAGAACUAAAAAGAAAGACUUUUCUAUUUUUCUCGAAUGAAAAUGUGAGAAUUGAAAGAAGGUAGAUCAAAGAUAUUUCAUCAGGUUGACUUACUAGAAGUGGUUUAACUUAGGUACGUAAAAAAAUUAUAAUAGUUAUGUACUUAGGGAACAUUAUAAUUCACUUCAGGUUUGUCGACUCACAAUUGUGAAAUAUCUUUUAUAAAAUGAUGGAGGUGAAUCUUUGAUUAAAAAGUAUCUAACUUAACAAAAAUGGAAUCAGUAUUUUUAUUAUUAUUAUGAAUAAUAUCGUCUUGUGAUCAUAGACAAUAAAUUGUUAUCUAAUCGAAAUUGUUGAUGUUAGAAUUUUUCUAUUUUUUGCUUGUUCUCCAGUUGUUAUCAUUCCAUAUUGACCAUUAUCAAUAUUGAAUUUUUAAUAUUCAAUUUAUGGUUGUUACAUGAUCUGUUUGCCAAAUUUGUGUGAAAAAUACAUAUGUAUGUUAAUAAAAGAAGAAAAGCCA